This is a messenger RNA of Closterium sp. Naga37s-1, 1575 nucleotides long. The record is from the annotation of a GenBank genome assembly. Lineage: Eukaryota; Viridiplantae; Streptophyta; Zygnematophyceae; Desmidiales; Closteriaceae.
AUGCGCAAGCUACGCGUCCUGAUCGUGGGCGCCGGCAUCGGCGGCUGCACGCUCUCCCUCGCGCUCCGCCAAAUCACCGCCCGCACGCUUCCCGCGAUCCUCCAACGCGCUGCUACAGCCGCCACCCCCUCAGCUACAGCCGCCGCUGCCGGCUCCGCCACGGCCUUGCCCCCCGCAUCGCCCUCCGAGUCGCUGUUCGAGGCGACGGUGUUCGAGCAGGCGCCGCAGAUCCAGGCGGUCGGAGCGGGGCUGUCGCUGUGCGCCAAUGGGCUUCGCGUGCUGGACGGGUUGGGGCUGUACGAGAAGAUCCAGAAUCUUAGCGGGCCCAUCUCGUCGCUACACACAUACACGGAAAGUGGGAAGAAGCUUCGCACCUUUGACUACUCAUUCAUGUCCAAGCGCUACGGUUACCCAAUGAUGGCAUUGGAGCGAGCAGAGCUGCAGGGCCUGUUGGUGCAUGAGGUGAUGUCAGGCGCUGAGUCAGCAUCCGUGCCGCCCAUUCUGUUCAACAAAAAGUGCAUCUCCGUGCAAAACCUUGGGCCAGGGAAAGGCGUGCGAGUGCAUUUUGAGGAUGGCAUGUGUGAGGUGGGCGAUGUGGUGGUGGGUGCAGAUGGGGUGAAAUCAGCCGUCCGUUCUGCUGUCAUGCCACGUCAUGAUCCACAUGACCGUAAACCAAGCCGUGGUUCAGCAGCUUACAGUGGCAUCUCCUGCAUCCUCGGAAUCACCUCUUCCGUCCCUGACUGGCUAAAAGGCAGCGCCUACUGGGUGCUCGGGCCAGGCAAAGUCUACGGCACCUGGAGCAUGGGUCGCGACAAGCAGUACUGGUUUUUGUCCGAACAGGAGCUGAUUACUGCAGAUAACCUCGCUAUGUGGACACCGAGUGACGCUUUAAAGGGGAUGGACGACAUGUGGAACUGGUUUCAUCCGUACGAUGCUCAUGCGAUGUUUUCCCGGACCGUUCGGGCAGUUAAAAUUGGGUUUUUCGAGCUGCCUGCGGACGCGCCGUGGGUGGGGGGAGCGCCGAGUGUGGGAGGAGGGGGAGGGGGGAAGGUGGAGGGGCGGGUAGUGGUUGGAGGGGAGAACAGAGUGGUUCUGCUGGGUGAUGCGGCUCAUGCGAUGCUGCCGACAGUGAAUCAGGGGGCGAACAGCGCGAUAGAAGAUGCUGCAGUGUUGGCUCGGGCUUUAACUAAGUACUGCGUUGCCCCAACCAUGCAACACAGCAGAAGCAGCAACAGCAGCAGCAGCAGUAGCAGCAGCGAUAGCAGCAGCGACAGCAGCAGCAGCAGUAGCAGCACGGAAGGUACCAGCAGCAGCAGCUCCAGUGCGGCCUACAACUGGCGCAACGAGGCGUCAGCGGCAGUGCCCACGGCGCUAGCAGCGUACGCAGCAGCGAGGGAGGCGCGGGUGCGGCGCAUGAUAGGGGUGUCCCGGCGCACAGGGCAGUGGCAGACGAGCUAUAACCCGCUGGUGCAGCGCUUGCAGCAGGGGCUAAUGCAGCUUACUCCACAGUCGGCUAUGGAAAGAUCGAUGGACUGGAUGUACAAGUACAGAGGGCCGGAGGGCAUGUCGUGGUGA